Acytostelium subglobosum LB1 is the source of this 1056-nucleotide messenger RNA. RefSeq lists its product as hypothetical. Gene Ontology annotation, molecular function: single-stranded DNA binding. NCBI's taxonomy places the organism in Eukaryota, Evosea, Eumycetozoa, Acytosteliales, Acytosteliaceae. Gene Ontology annotation, biological process: double-strand break repair via homologous recombination. The transcript has 3 exons. Gene Ontology annotation, cellular component: Shu complex. The record is from RefSeq and is a predicted model, not a curated record. The annotation marks the transcript as partial.
AUGGAUGAUGAGCAGCAACAACAACAAAUGAAUGAUGAUGAGCCAACUCGCUCAUUAGUGCUUGAAGAUGAUCAAUAUCAAUUUGAAGACACAACAAGUGUAGACAUACUUCGAUUCUUUGGUUAUGGCACAAUCGAUGACACAUCCAUUCUAGACUCAUUGAGAUAUCAAUCAGAGUUAUCAUUUCUAAUAGGUCCUCAAAAGUCAUGUAAGACAUCGAUGCUAUUUCAAUAUGGAUAUACAUAUGCAAAGCAAGGAUAUACUGUAUUGUUCAUUUGUGAUAAGAAGAGAUUCAAUCAAACACUGCCAAUAAUGCCAAUCAAGGAUGUUGUUGGAACUGGACAUAAUCAAUCAAUGCCAAGCCACAACGAUGUAUAUCUAAAGCAUAUCAAGAUAAAGUAUAUUGAACGUGACUCUGACCUCAGACAGUACUUUAUGGAGUUCCCCUCACUCAAUCUACUUCCCGAUCUCAUCUUGAUCGAUGACAUCACCAGCUACUUUGGCCUAUACUCUGACAGGACCAAGUUGAUCUUUGGACGUACCUUGGCAUUCUUGAAGGAUACUCUGCACUACAUCAAUACACAAAAAAGGAAUCAACCAGUAAAGUGUCGUGCCAUUGUCACUGACAGCUUGCAUCAUGAUGGAUAUCGAUACUUUUAUAUCAUUCAGAGAUGGGCAUCACUCAUACUUCAAAUACAACCACAAGUGCCACCAGCGCAAUCAAGUGAUACAAUCAUAGAUCACGCAAUGUCUGAUCAUCAUGUUGUUGAUAAUACCAAUCAAACGAUCCAGACACCAACAAAGUUGGUACUACAAGGGCCAACCACGCCAUCGUCCACAUCAUCAACGGCAACAGCGACAUCAGUGGCCGGAGCAUCAUCAUUGUCCACAACAGCCAUCACUGACAAGACCUUUAUAAUGAAUGUAAAGAAGUACACUCCUGUUGUGACUGGCAACAACAACAAUAGCAAUAGCAACACAAUAGGCAGCCAACUGCAUGCCCAAUAUACAUUCCACGCGACACCCAAUCGAUACAGUCUAGACAACCUCAAAGUC